UGCGCGAAAAGUGCUUCCAGCUGACGUGAUAUGUGAGUUGGUCUUCACUAUUCGUACGAGUCUUGUGAAUUUCCUAUACAGUGUUUUACUAGUCUUCAAACGGCGUCAAAAUGAAUAUUUUAUUUAUCCUCCCGUUACUAUUGCCUCUCAGCUAUUGUGAAUUCGCAUUAAACAGUACAAAAUUCGAAGGAAACCCUUACAAAAAACAUUUGUUCGAUGACCUUCUAAGCAACUACAAUCGGUUGAUCAGACCAGUACAAAACCAUUCGGAGAACUUGACCGUUUGGAUGGGAUUAAAACUCACUCAGCUAACCGAAAUGAAUCUCAAAAGUCAAGUGAUGACAACGAGUGUGUGGUUGAUCCAGAAAUGGUUCGACUGCAAUUUGAAAUGGGAUCCCAAAGACUACGGUGGCUUAGACAAGUUAUACGUGCCUUCGGAUCAUAUUUGGUUGCCCGACAUAGUUUUGUUCAACAAUGCCGACGGAAACUACGAAGUAACCCUGAUGACAAAAGCGGUGCUCAAGUAUACCGGCGAAGUAUUAUGGUCACCUCCAGCCAUUUACAAAUCGUAUUGCGAAAUAAACGUUCUAUACUUUCCGUUUGACGAACAGAACUGUUAUAUGAUGUUUGGUUCGUGGACGUACAACGGAAAUCAGGUAGACUUGAGGCACAUUGAUCAAUCGCAAGGCAAAAACCGCGUGGACGUUGGCAUCGAUCUGAGCGAAUUCUAUCUAUCUGUGGAAUGGGAUUUACUCGAAGUCCCUGCGGUCAGGAACGAAGAGUUUUAUUCUUGUUGCUCAGAAUCGUAUACAGACAUAACUUUCAACAUAAAGAUGCGACGGAAGACUUUGUUUUACACGGUUAAUCUGAUCAUUCCGUGUGUCGGACUAACAUUCAUGACGGUAUUGGUGUUCUAUUUACCGUCUGACUCUGGGGAAAAGGUGACUCUGUGCAGUAACAUACUAGUGUCGUUGACUGUGUUCUUCUUGCUGCUAGCCGAGAUCAUCCCCCCGACGUCUCUGGCCGUUCCACUCCUCGGAAAGUACUUGUUGUUUACCAUGGUUCUAGUGUCCAUGUCGAUCGGCAUGACCGUGGUCGUGUUAAACAUCCAUUUCCGGUCACCAUCAACCCAUACCCUGUCGCCUUGGGUAAGAACUGUGUUUCUGCACAUGAUGCCACAGAUACUCAUGAUGCGCCGACCACCGUAUUCGCUGAUGACCAACGACGGAUUCCAAAGCUCACCGGGUUACUUCAACGAACUGGACUACAGUCGAGACAGCAUAAGCGAUAGCGGUGGAACCGAACAGAAACCUCCAUCUCUGACCCAGAGACACUGGUCCUUCAAAAAAAUUCAAUCGGUACAGCCUCACAAUUAUCCGGAGAAUGUAAUGCCAAAGACAAUGUCCCCAGAUCUACUCAAGGCUUUACAAGGGGUCUGUUAUAUUGCUCAACAUAUCAAAGACGCAGACAAAGAUAAAGAGGUGAUCGAGGACUGGAAGUACGUUUCGAUGGUGUUCGACCGGUUCUUCCUGUGGGUGUUCACUCUGGCCUGUAUAGUGGGCACGUGCGCCAUAAUAUUCCAGGCACCAUCGCUGUACGACCAACGGCAACCCAUUGACUUCCAGCUGUCCAGCAUACCCCGACGCCGAAGCAACCUGGCACUGCCACACGAAAUCGACUUUUACGAACGCACUUACGGUGGCGACUAGAGUACCUAACUAUUUUAUUUUAUAUAUAAUAUAUAUCCGUUGAAAUCCCGCUGCAGGCUCAUUAUAAUAAUAUAUGUACAUAAUUGAAUACAUUAAACUUAUAUACGUAGAUAACACACACUURUUUAUAUAGGUACACCGAAUAAAYGAUAUAUACAGUGAAAUCUCUGAGUACCGGACACUAUCGAUCGCUAAAAUGUUGUCCGCUAUUAGGUGUCUGUUUUCAGAGGGUUCAGKUUAUAGGAAGUUUGUAUUUGGUUCUCAAGAAUAAACCCGCUUUUUGGAAGUGCCUCUAUUUAGAGAUGACCAUUAGUUAAUAUAGGUAAGGUACAUCCGUCACACUCGCAAAUUUAAAUGAUCGAGCUACCUGUUAGUACCGUGUGGUAGCGCCGCUUAUCAAACGCGCCGACUGGUACAUUGGUGCAACUAUAGAAGAGUAAAAGGAGGGGGGAAAGCUUUGAACCCCCUCCCUCCACAACGAGAAACCCUGCAGACCCCAAGUGAUUUGGAAUUUUUGAAUUCUGUCAUGCAGGUUACGGGAGACUAACACGAAUAAUAUUAUCGUGCAGGAAAAAAGAUAAUGCUAUAAUAAUUAUAUUUAAAUUAAUAUCGUUUCGACGAAAUAUCACCAUAAUUUGCAUAUUUUAUUAUAUUUUAUAUUUUUGUUAAUAUGGAACGCUACGCAUGUCCUAUCCGUUAUAUAUAUAUACACACAAUGAGUUAUCUAAACGCGUCUGUAUGCGUUUAACAAAAUAUAAUAUUGAUACGUGUGAAAAAAAAUGUUUCAUCUCCUUCAGAGCCCCGUGGACGUGGUAUCUUUAAAUAGUUUUGACUUGAGCACGCGUCGCGGCAUGAUUUUUAUUUGUUUUCUUUUUGCAUGUCCGUGACUUUCGUAAAUCGUUUCCAAUCAGGCACUCUAAAAAACCAGUCAAAGCACACGUGUGCACUAUAUUAUAGUUGUGUUCUAUAGUCUACACAGUAUACGUCAUUAUACAAUAUUAAAAUAAUUAUUUAGAGCAAUGAGCGGAAUCCGCAACGUGCAGUCUGCACAUAUUAAAUAUACGUUACAUCUUAGACGUAGGUACGAACUACAAAGACGUAUAAUGCUUGGAGAGGUACGUACAUAAUAACUACCUGUUUGACUGUGUUUAAGUACCCGGGAAAAUUUAACGAUUCCCGACGGUUUUUGUCGUCGAAUGAUGAAUAAUUGUGUAUAAUGUGUAUAAUGUAUGUGUUCUAUAUAUUCUAUASGUUUACAAACAAUAAGAAAUCUGAUCGUGUAAUAUUUUAUCAAAAUCAAUAAUUUUCUUUUUUAAUUACGUUUAACUGUUUAAAUUACAUACCAAAACGACCAAAAGCGUAACGAUAAUAUAUACAUGUUGUUCGAAUAUUAAGAAAUAUUUCUGAACGAUGAUGUAAUAUUAUAUAAUAUGCACAUUUGAACGAAAAUCACCGUUAUAUUUUAUAGGGUUAUAGGGGAACAUUGCAGCAUUAAGGAAUUUUUAAAAAUUUUAAUAAUAUUAAUUUUUUCGAAGACCUAUAUAUUCACCUUAAAUAAUUAUUUUGUCUGAUGCAUCAAAGAAGAAUAUAGUCCUGUUGUUCAUCUUUUGUCCUCUCAAAAAAAGUUGAAAUAUGUAUAUAAUGAAUUGUUUUGAACCUUAAUAAGUAAUUUUCACAAAUAUUUCAUGUAUUUUAAGUUCUGAUUAAAUAUUAGUAUAAACAUUUUUUCUACAAGGCCCYAUUUUAAUACAGAACUGGUCAUAUUAAUUAUAGAACUACCUCCUAGCUAGAGCUAUCUUUAUCAUUAUAUAUACAUCCGAUUGAUAUUAUGCUUACUUAUAUAUAAUAGAAUGUGUCACAAUUUUUUCCCAGACGAAAUAUUGUUUUAUCGUUAUUAUUUCACAUCGAGAGGACUUUUUACUGCAGAUAAACCUCUCCUACCCGAACUUUYAACACGGCCCUCUAUCAGUUAUAACAAUAAUAAUAGACAUUUGAAAUGCCCCACAGAACUUGAAUUAUUCGUGGAUAAAUAUAUGCACCUAUAUAUUUAUUAUAUUUUAACAAAUAGUUGGAUUGUGAUUCGAGAUCAAAAAGAGCUGCGUUCAUGUAUAUAUAUAAAUUUUUAUUUAUAUAUUACGCUUGUGGCUUGUCCUUUUCGCAUUUUUGUAUAUACGUUGCAUGUAUUUUAUAUACAUAUAAACAUAUACAAAUAUGGCUGAAGUAAUAUAUAGAUUUUGUAUCAUUAUUAUUGCUAAUAUUGGUGGUCAAAAUACUGUCGGGUGAUAGCACAAGAUAAUUAACUUGAUCAAUGGACGAAAUUAUUAAAAAACAAAGAAACGACGUUCGUUCGAACCAAAUUCCGUGGGUAUAAUACCUUUACUAUAUCGCCUAUAUAGGUGAUAUUAUAAUAUUGUGUUUGUCGAUUAUAAUUUUAUUUUAGUUUGGAAAUCGAUACUGAAACCGUCGGAGUCGUCUGACACUCCCGUUAGCUAUGUUUUCACGUUAAAAACUUAUUGUGACCUACCACAAUCUUUGAAGUACAUAUUUUAUUAUUAUAAAUAUAACUAUUAUCUAAUUAAGUAUGUACAGAAUAUGUGUCGUACCACGUACCACCUAUAUUGAUGUAUUUUUAUUAUCUGCUUGGACUGCAACUUUCUAAAAGUAUACAUAACAUAAUAUCGCGUACCUACAUAYAUCUAUUAUUAGAAUAGUAUAGGUACCUGUUAAUGUACAGGUACAUUAUUCCUACUUAAAAAAAAGCGUUGUAUGCAUCAUCAUAUUAUAUUCAUAAAUGAAACGUUUAAGUUUGCUCAAUCUAUCGAAAGACUAUGUACAUUUAUUAUUAUUACUUAUUACCUAUGUUUAUAUUAUUAUACUCCAACGCGUAUACAUAAAUAUUAAUAAUAUUAUAAUAGUAUAUUACGGUUACUUAAGUAUAGGUACUACGCGUGACGUUUGUCAAUCGACCGUGCUUAUAAAUAUCGUAUUCUAUUAAUGCUGUUGUUGUUUACUUUUUAUGAAUUUUUUUAGUAUAUUGAUGAUAUCGUUAUCGUCAGAAUUUUCGAUUUCCUGGACGUUUUCGUUUCGGUCAUGCUCAUUAUUUUACUCACUCGGUUAAACAUUAAAUUAAGAGAUUUCAUGCGUUUGGCCACUAAAACGUAAAAAAUAACUGUUUUGCCUGGUCGCGUCUAAGAAAUUAAUAACAAACAUAAAAAAAAUUUAAAUAAAUAAAUAUAAAUAACAAUCUUGGACAAAGUAGGCAUUAUUAUGGAUUUUAGCGUUAGUCUUCCGAUAUAUCACGUGAUAAUAGUGGCAGAAACGCCUGUGUAUAAAUAUAAUAUUAUGUUCCCUGCUCAAUGUGUAUAGAUUUCUGUAUAGGAUUAAUAAUAUUGUAGGUAAAUGCGCUAAGUCUUCGGAACUAUUUUCAUAUACCUAAUAUAAAAUAGUUAAAAAAAGCAUUCAUUUUUUUAUGUACGUCUGAUAUUUAUAUUACCUA
This is a messenger RNA of Diuraphis noxia (Russian wheat aphid), 5205 nucleotides long. RefSeq names its product acetylcholine receptor subunit beta-like 2. The record is from RefSeq and is a predicted model, not a curated record. Gene Ontology annotation, cellular component: postsynaptic membrane. Gene Ontology annotation, biological process: monoatomic ion transmembrane transport. Lineage: Eukaryota; Metazoa; Arthropoda; Insecta; Hemiptera; Aphididae. Gene Ontology annotation, molecular function: acetylcholine-gated monoatomic cation-selective channel activity; transmembrane signaling receptor activity.